UAAGAAGGCAGUCGGUAACUUUGAAAAGAGGUUUGUCUUAGAGUGCGGCAGCUGCGAGUCUAUCAAGGGAGAAAAGUAUCUUUGACCAUGGUGCAGCAGACAGAGCACAGCGAGACGGAGAGCAGCAUGUCGCGAGAGACCACAGAUACCGAGGAGAGCGAACUGAUGGCGUGCAGCCCGGUGCCACCAAAACCGGACUGGUGCAAGACAGCCACCGGCCACAUUAAACGACCCAUGAAUGCAUUUAUGGUGUGGUCCAAGAUCGAGAGGAGAAAAAUCAUGGAACAGUCACCGGACAUGCACAAUGCAGAGAUCUCCAAAAGACUGGGGAAGCGCUGGAAAAUGCUGAAGGACAGUGAAAAGAUUCCUUUUAUCCGCGAAGCCGAGAGGCUCCGGCUCCAACACAUGGCUGACUACCCCGACUACAAAUACAGACCCAAGAAAAAACCAAAGCUCGACACAAGUUCUUCGAAACCAGCGGUGCAGUCGCCGGAGAAGAUCGGUAAAAGUGUCAGAGCUGCAGGGAAGAAGUGCGCGAAACUCAAGCCGAGCAAACCGGGGAACAUUACCGCGAGAGCUUCUUCGCAAGAUUGCAGGUUCAACUAUGUUUUCACAAACUUAAAAGUGACCAAGUCUAUCAAAAGGGAACUAACUGACGACGAAGAUGACGACGACGACGACGACGAGGAGGAUGACUACGAGGAAGAGGAGCACGUCAGGCUGCACAACGUCCCCGCGAGCCCCACGCUGAGCUCCGCCGCGGAGUCCGAGGGCGCCAGCAUGUACGAGGAGUCCAGGCACGCAAGCGCGAUUCCCGGCAGCAGACUGUUUUACAACUUCAAGAACAUUACCAAGCAGAGCGCAGCUUACCCUGCCUCAGUGUCACCAGCAUCCUCUUUCAGGUCCGUCUCUUCUUCGUCCAGCAGCUCCAGCGAGGACUCUGAUGACUUGCUGGUGGACUUCAGUUUGAACUUAGCGGCGGGCUCUCACUCGACGGACUUGGGCAACACUUCAGGAAACCUUUGUCUCUCUCUGGUGGAUAAAGAUUUGGACUCUUUCAGCGAGGGCAGCCUCUGUUCUCACUUCGAAUUCCCGGACUAUUGCACUCCCGAGCUCAGUGAGAUGAUUGCGGGAGACUGGCUGGAGGCAAACUUUUCAGACCUGGUUUUCACUUACUAACAAACAAACUCCUCCAGAACCAAGGGGGCAUCUUGCAUCUUCAGGUUAUUUUUUGACUCUGCCUCCGUGGUUGUCCCGGUUAAGACGCCGGAUCCCGCGUUACGAGAUUUGUAACGUAGAAAAAAAAAUGACAACCUGGUCAACAUAUUGACAGGGCUGUGUGUGUAUGGCAAGCGCUUUUAACAUGUAUUCCUGAAAACUACAUAGUUUCUAUGUUUAUCUGACAAGCAGUUUUUUUUUUAUACUUGUAAGCCAUUAGUUGUUUUUUUUUUUUUUUUUCAGUUCACUGUGAAUUUUAUGUCUUUGCUGCUAGUCACUAUGCCAGUAUAACAAUCUACUAUUCCAGUAGGUACUAGUAUAGGAUAAUGACUAGUAAGAGUAAUGUGUAUAUAAAUGAUCGAUUUCUAGUGAAACUGAGAUACUAACCACUAUUGAAUCACUUAAUAGUAAUUAAAAUAAGUGCUAGUCAAAUGAAAUGGAUACCAGUUAGUUUAAAGAAAUAAAUGUUAAAGUAGCUUGCCAUAGUGUGUGGUUAUUCUGUGGGGUUGCAGUGAAACUGCUUAAACUGUGGUGGAGCGCAAAAUGUAAAAUCUGAACUAUGCAUUCCCAUCCCACCCAUAUCUCUACAGGGAGCUGGCAAACGGUUUCUGGGCCGAAUGGAGGUAAUUCUGAAACACUGUUCAGGAUGGAACUUAUUCUGAGGUCUUGUGUGAUUUUCUUUACGCCACAAAUGUUCCUUUUUUUUUGUGUGUAACCGGUUCCGUUUCCCUCCAGGUACUGGAAUAUUUAAGCAGAUAACCACUCUAGAACACACAGGUAUGGCAGGAAGCAUUUUGAUACAUGACCAACAUACCUCAUCUUUUUAAAAAAAAAAAACAAA
Cyprinus carpio (common carp) is the source of this 2059-nucleotide messenger RNA. RefSeq names its product transcription factor SOX-11. Gene Ontology annotation, molecular function: DNA-binding transcription activator activity, RNA polymerase II-specific; RNA polymerase II cis-regulatory region sequence-specific DNA binding. NCBI's taxonomy places the organism in Eukaryota, Metazoa, Chordata, Actinopteri, Cypriniformes, Cyprinidae. Gene Ontology annotation, biological process: positive regulation of transcription by RNA polymerase II; anatomical structure morphogenesis; negative regulation of transcription by RNA polymerase II. The record is from RefSeq and is a predicted model, not a curated record.